Messenger RNA from Gasterosteus aculeatus aculeatus (three-spined stickleback), 5586 nucleotides. The record is from RefSeq and is a predicted model, not a curated record. NCBI's taxonomy places the organism in Eukaryota, Metazoa, Chordata, Actinopteri, Perciformes, Gasterosteidae.
CAUUUAAUCAAGUUAAUUUAGUUAUUCAAUUAUUUGUUAUUGUUAUUGUUCCUUGCAACAGCAGCACCGAUAGUAUAUAGAAUGGCAGAAUGGCAAUGACACACACACACACACAUUAUUACUAGAUAAUACAUGCACAUGUACUGCAAUUACACGCAAAACAUGAUCAAGAAAUGUGGUGUUGUAUAGUAUCAACCCGACAACAUAGAACAUCCACUUAAUUAAAUAGAGGAUAUUGUGUGUGUGGGUUUGCGAGACAGAUGCUGCAGUGAUGUGAAAAACGAACAAUUGGUCGAGGUCGAGGGAGACCCCCUAGUUACCAACAUGGUACCAUCACUGCAUGAAUCAUCCAUUACCCAUGCUUCACUGCAGCACCGCGUUCGGACCGGGCGGCGCUGUCCGCUCGCCAUGUCUGAGCCCACUAAGUGACCUUGCUGUGGCCAGCGUGAGUCUGAUCCUCUUUAUGUGCUGCAGUUGCCAACAAGGUGACGGUUGUUUUCAGCGAAGGCCUACAAGAAGUCACACAGAGUCCUGCAGGCACAGCUGUCAAAUUUGAUACAGCCUUAGAUUUAAAUCUGCUUACAGGGAAAGCGUUCACGUGACCUUGCGCUUUCUUCCUUUCUCAAAUGAGAUUACAGGGCAGCUGAGAUAAGCCAAGGAGAAUUAUGAGAGCUCCUGUCAUUUCCAGAUGAGGAGGCACCGUGGUUCUCAGACUACUCAUGUUUUUAACGGUUUGAGGCAAAUAUCAAUGAACAGACCCACUUUUUUCUUGCAGCCAAUCGGGCACCAAAGAUGCUAAAUCUUAGCCUGACUUGUACUACAGUGACAAAACUCUCUUGUUAAGACUGUUAUCAGGGGGGAGAAAACAGUGGCCCUCAUUACGUAACCCACACCUUUAAACAGUCCAGUCACACACUGCACACACACACUCACACACGACGAUGGAAUAACAUUUUGGUAGGAAAGAAGGAGUUUACUGACACUGCCGAAUGUGGGUAUUAUAACCAGAAGAAUCCGGUAAACCCAUACUUAUAAAAACAGCAGGCCUGUUGGGUGAUGCUCUCACAAAACAUUUUUCAUGAUUUUUACACUAUGUACUUAGAUGACGCCGUGUCAAAAAAGACAGACACGAACUGUGGAGAAUUCACAAGGCCACACUUAAAGGGUAAACAUAAAGCAUUGCAUUUCUCUGCCAAACAUCCACUGUUGAUUAUAUUAUGCAUCUUAAAAAAGACGUUUUAAAGAGGUGAUUAAUUCGACUUACAUUUUCUACUUUCGACAUUAUGAUGCUAAGUACCUGUAGUAUCCUACUUAUUAUGGAAUUUUUACUCAUGCUAGUUGUGUGGCUCUGGGGAGAAAAUCCCAUUGGCUUUUUGUUGAGGGAAACCCGUGCAAUGCUAACUUCCUGGGUUAGCCUACAAAUGACUACACACGUGCAGGACCGUAUUUGCGGUGGCUACCACUGCUUCCUACCAUCCCAUUUGGCUUUUAACAUAUUUUGACAAUUCCGUACAAAUGCAUGUUGAAAAACAUGCAUUUCCUGCAGCUCUACUAGAUGCAACUAAAAGUUCAACCAGAAUAAUUCUCCAGAACCCCAAUAGACCAACAGUUGACAUGUCGGACUCAAGUCACAUCACACACGAUGAUUGACAUUAAGGAAUCGAUGAUGCCAUUUCAUAAGAAAUUUAAGAACCACAUGUCACAAGGAAAUGUCUGGGUGAGUAAUGAGAACCUCUGGUGGCAACACCUGUAUUGAGCCGUCGAAAACCUAACAACAGCCUCUGUGCUGCUGUGCACCCGGGGGUUUCGUGUGUGUGUGUGUGUGUGUAGGCUGGCGAUCCUCUGUGAUUAUACCCUCGCAGUCGCAGCACGCCAUUUUUAAUGCUUUUCUCAGAAACACAUGCCACUGACCCUCCCAAACCCCCGUGGGCCCACUCAGCUAACGCAACAGUAAACCCUCAUUUUCAUUCUGCACCAUCAAUUGCUCAGAAUGAAUCCAACACAGUGACUCACACGCGCUUCGGCAGCUCGCAUCACAACGCGUGCUGCCUCGCUCUCCUUCACGUUGUGUCUCGCAGUUAAGUUCAGUCAAGGCUCGAGCUACUCUGUUUGAGACUGCGGCACGUCGUGAAAAUGUCAAUUAAACAUUGAGGUGGGAGGUUGUGUUCAAGGUCGUUGAACCAAGUCUUUGUGUCUAAACGGCAUCGAAAAAGCAGGAAGCCACACUGGCACUAAUGAAAAGGCAUGUUAUGCAACACCUCACACCCGUAAGUGCACAUCUGGCAAGCCAACAAUUGUUCUGUGAGAGUGUUUUCUCCAAAUUUGUUAUUCGUCCUUCAAUGGAAACUUGUGACGCCACUGUCUUAAUGAGUGUGAGCUGACUCAUCACCUAAAUAUCCAUUAGCCAACCUUCCCGCUCUAGAAAAUGUCUUCAGCCUGGCUUCCUUUGAAUGACUGAUCUAUUUGUAGUGGCUCCUGGGCAAACCAUCUCAGCAAUCCCACUGUUUCUCUCGUUAGUUUUGUUUUUCUGCGAUGUCCCGCCUCAUCCCUGCUUCCUGUUGCGUAAUAUUGUGGAACUCACACAGAAAACCAACCCAGUAGUAAAAAUUUCCCCAAUAGAAUUAAACAGUGGAAAUCCUGAACUGCCAAGAAUUCUGGGAUUGUGCUUUAAAAAAGGUCUUUUGAAAUAACUGCUACAAUAACAAUGAUGUCAACUAUUUUAGACGUUUUGCCGUCUGAAUGUGUUACUCCUGUUAUGUUUAUGACCAGGGUUAGGUUAUGAAUAGCUACACGGAGGUCUAGUAUCACGCAAAGUAUCUAUCUUCCUCAGUGUAUUCUCAGCCCAAGCCGCGCAUGUUGAGCACUUCAGCAGACGAGCCUCGAGUCUUGGCUCGCUUAUCCGACUAGCAUGAACAGAGAAUCCCUGGGGAACAGGUUGCUCGCAUGUUAGGAUUCGCUGCUCUCAUUUACCUGUAGAUAGCGGAAGGAAAGGCUGAGGCAUAGUUUUAAGUAUGAAUACCUUUAGUCUGCACUAUUAUGUGUUCAGUCAGAUACAAAUCCACAGCUUUCAUGCUUAGUUUUAAGCCAUGUUUUAAGCUUUGCUAGCAGCAGGGCUCUAGAGAGUUGCCGAUGUCGGCCCAUCUGUUCAUAGGUCGGUCCAACACUUUGGUUGCGAGUGACAUGUCACAGAUUCUGUUGGAUGAGUUGCUGUGCAAUUGUAUGGAUACGAGCUACUUACUUACCUGUAGUGUACCGAGUGAAAUGAAUAGUGCAUAUAUUAAGAUUUUGGGAACACGCAAACAAAACAGCAGACAGUAAACAAGAUGUGGAGACUUCAGGCAGGGAGUGUUUCCGUGAGUUUGUUAAGAAGAAAGCAGCCUAUAUUCCUGUGCCAGAUGUGCAGAGGUGUGCCCUCAGCUCCUCUGAAGCACCAGUCCGCUUUGCAGUCGAGGCUGGUUGGCGACUGAUGGCUUCAGAUUCCUAGACUCUUACACUGCCUGGAGCCCAAAUUUCACCCCGUGCCCGGGCCGUAAACUAGAGUUUUGCAGUUAUUCACAUGGUGUUUCAUUAGAAAAAUAACAACCCUUAGUAAAGAGCUCUGCGCCCGACAGAGAGUGACUAGACGCAUUAAAAAAGAUGCUGUCCAGUCAAAACAACCUGCCGAGACUCAGAGAAAUAACGCUCACCGGGGAAAAGAAACAACAUGUUUUUCACCGACCAUAAGAGAUUGUUAUACAGUAUCAGUGGAAAGAAGACACACACCCACCUACUUCCCUCCCCCGCCACACUCCUCGACCCCUCCCACUCAGUAAACUGUAUAAAUACCGUACUCUCACCAUUGCUGGGAUUCAGACACUGACCUGCACUGACCACAGAUGCUCAGAAUGUGGCUCCAGGUUUCUCUCCUGUGUCUGUCCUGCUUAACUCUGCCCGGCCAGAGCCAGGGCCAAGACCGAGCCUCCCUGCGGCGCUCCAACGACCACAGCGGGCUCUGCCACUACACCUUCACCGUGGCCAGUCCGGAAGAGUCCAGCUGCCCCGGAACCAGCAUGAAACCAGAGAUGGACGGAGUCUCGUCCCGACUCACCAUGCUGGAGGCUUUGGUCAGCCGUCUGAUAACGGGAGUGGAUGGAGGCCCCAGGACCGGGACUAACGGCGAGGACGGCGUCCAGGAAGCCUACUCGCAGGUGACCAGGGAACGAAAGCAGCUGGAGCAGGACAAGGAGCGUCUGAACGGACAGGUCCAGGAGCUGCAGAGGAGGCUGGCCGAGCUGAGUCAGGAGGCAGAAAGCCUCAGGCAGAGGCCGUGCCAGCAGACAGACAGCUCAGGGGUUACUCAGCGUGACAGCAGACCUGCCAGCGACCCGGCAUUAAACGGGAAUGGCGCUUACCAGGAGAUGAAGGCCGAGGUUAAAGAGCUUCCGGCAUCCCACCUCAUUCCUGAGGGAAAUCACAACUUCACAGGCUGUGGAGAGCUGCAGUCGGUGGGAGAUCCUGUGCUGCACAGGAAGGCCGACGGCAUUACAGGGAAGUAUGGAGUGUGGCUGCAGGACCCCGAGCCUCAGGGCCCUCAGUACACCAACAAGACCGUGUGGCGUAUCGACACCGUCGGUAAAGACGUCCGCCAGCUCUUCGCGUACGAAGACAUGGAUCAGUUGUCCCAAGGCUUCCCUAUGAAGGUGCUGGUGCUGCCAGAGCCUGUGGAGAGCACAGGGGCCGCCAUGUACCGCGGCUCCCUUUACUACCAGCGCAAGCGCAGCCGCACCCUGAUCCGUUACGACCUGACCUCCGAGAGCCUGGCAUCGCGGCGAGACCUGCCUCACGCGGGCUUCCACGGCCAGCACCCUUACUCCUGGGGCGGCUACACCGACAUCGACCUGGCGGCAGACGAGCGGGGCCUGUGGGCCAUCUACAGCACCAGCAAGGCAAAGGGCGCGAUCGUGAUUUCCCAGCUGGAUCCCGAGAGCCUGGAGGUGAGGAAGAGCUGGGAGACAAACAUCCGGAAGAACACAGUGGCCAACGCUUUCAUGGUGUGCGGACGCCUGUACACGGUGGCCAGCUACACCGCGGCAAACUCCACCGUCAACUACUCGUUCGACACCGCCACCGGCGCCGGGCGAGCCGUCGCCGUGCCCUUCAAGAACAAGUAUCGCUACAACAGCAUGGUGGACUACAACCACGCGCAGAGGAAGCUGUUCGCUUGGGACAACUUCCACAUGGUCACCUAUGACGUGAGACUGGGGAGGGCAAGCGACGACCGCAGCUAAAGAGGAGACGAGAGGGAGGAACUGCAGUCAACAGGGCCGAAGAGCGAGACAAGGGGGUGAAACAUGUAAUCAUCUGCAUUGUGCUGAGGUAAUCCCAAAGCUUGGUAGUCUAUGCGUUCUGCAGCAUUAAAAAUCUAUUUUUUCUAUUACUAUUGUAAAUAAGAUACGGCAACAGAAAUAUAAUCAUGAAGCAGAUUAAUGUAAGUGGGGCCCCCUGGUGAUUAUUAAUAACGGUAAUCGUGGUUUGAAAUUAAUCUUAAGUCUGUUUAUAAAAGUUGACGUUAUUUAAGUCUCAAUAAAAAAGAAAAUCAAUUACACA